ACGGACCUGUACUCAGGGGCCCUCUUCGUGCAAGUCUGCCUGGGCUGGGACCUUUACCUCUCCACUGUCCUGAUGCUGGUGGUCACGGGGCUCUACACCAUUGCGGGGGGGCUGGCGGCCGUCAUCUACACCGACGCGCUGCAGACGCUCAUCAUGGUCCUCGGAGCCAUCGUGCUGGCGGUGAAAGCUUUUAAUGAGAUCGGAGGUUACCCCAACCUGGAAGAGGCCUAUUUAAAAGCCGUGCCAUCCAAGAUCGUUCCCAACACUACUUGCCACCUGCCCAGAGCGGAUGCAAUGCACCUCUUCCGCGACCCAGUCUCUGGAGAUCUGCCCUGGACCGGGAUGACUUUCGGGCUGUCUAUCAUGGCCACGUGGUACUGGUGCACCGACCAGGUCAUCGUCCAGCGGUCGCUCUCUGCUAAAAGCCUGAGUCACGCCAAGGCCGGCUCCAUCUUGGCCAGCUACCUGAAGAUGCUGCCCUUGUUCGUUAUCAUCAUGCCGGGGAUGAUCAGCAGGGUCCUGUACCCAGGUAAGGGCCGAAAUGCGGACGUGGGGCUGGCAGG
Leptosomus discolor (cuckoo roller) is the source of this 563-nucleotide messenger RNA. The record is from RefSeq and is a predicted model, not a curated record. Lineage: Eukaryota; Metazoa; Chordata; Aves; Leptosomiformes; Leptosomidae.